Messenger RNA from Hyalella azteca, 1353 nucleotides. RefSeq lists its product as uncharacterized. The transcript has 7 exons. The record is from RefSeq and is a predicted model, not a curated record. NCBI's taxonomy places the organism in Eukaryota, Metazoa, Arthropoda, Malacostraca, Amphipoda, Hyalellidae. Bases 70 to 1050 code for a protein of 326 amino acids.
GUGAACAUCAAGCCAGGAGCAGUGCACCAUUACAGAACUUUUCGAACAAUUAUAGAAACGUCCAGAAAAAUGGCAACUUGUUUCGUAUUGGCAGUGGUGUUCUUCAGCGCAGCAGUUGAGGCCCAGACCACUCGAGUCGAUUCCUCGACUCUGGAGACGUUUCAACUGGAGUAUAAACAAACGACCAUACUUUUCAAGGAAUGUACCGAUGCUUCCCACGCAGUUGAAGGAAGUCUGUACUCCGUAACAGUGGCUGAGAAUCUCGAGUACAUUCGAGCAUCAUUCACUGACAUCACGGCAGACUGGCAGAAGGAAGCCGAACCUGAAGACACAGUAUCGUGUGCCAUCAGAGCGCAUGAAGAGGAUGCUCUCAUGUUUCAAUUCACGAGCUCCAAUGGUUGCCUGCUUGCGCUCAACGAGGCUUUUGACCGCAGUUUGCAGUCGUGCAACAUUACCGACGACUCGAAAAUAGUCUUCAUUAAGAGUGCAGGAAUUUGCUUCGAUGGAGGUAAAGCCUACAGGGAGGGUGAGACCUCAGACGAAAUGUGUCCGCGGACUUGUGAAGAAGAUGCAUUCAAAGAUUUCGUAUCGGAUGGCGAUGAAGUUUCGCUGUAUCCUGAUACACCCUUCACCUGCUGCCCAGUGUGGAUCAAGCCGUGCUAUGCCACGGUACAUGAACUUGCCCUCGACGCUUGCUCUGCAGUGGCUUUCUGUAAAGCUUUCGGCCUCGUGAUACCUUAUGACAAUGCGGCCGAUAUUUCAGAUGUGGCAAAAUAUGCAUAUGAAUUCAGUGGGGAUGGCAUGUGGGCUAAUGUAUUUAAAGGAAAAGAUGGAGUGUGGCGCUAUGGGGCCUCAUCUGGGUCAGUUGACCCAUCUUUGUGGGUGGCCGGUCAUCCUGAGUCCGGAAAAAACUGCGCGGUGGUCACAGUGGAAGGCAAGAUCCGGAGUGCCGACUGCAAUAGUCAAGUUAAUUUUCAGUGUCGUGAGCCUGUAGCAGGAGUUUACGGCUUUUGUGCACAGCAAGAUCCAGCUUUCUUCCCUGUAGGAUAGUUAUGACUUUUAUACAGAGCGAUAUGAAGUUUUCUUCCCUGUAGGAUAGUUAUGACUUUUAUACAGAGCGAUAUGAAGUUUUCUUCCCUGUAGGAUAGUUAUGACUUUUCUGAAGAGAAAUAUAAUGUUUUAUUUCAUGUAGGAUAAUUAUGACUUUUGUGUAGUGCAGGAUCUAGCUUUCCUCCCUGUAGGAUAAGUUUCAACCAAUGAUUCAAUUGUCGGGGAAAUUAGCUGAUCUUUUUAAAUAAAAACUUCGUAUUAAGAAGUGUUGACACGUUGAAUGUUGACGUGUUGAGUGUUGAC